GGACCACCAUCACGCAAGAAGCGGUCCAGUGAACCAACAGUGAAGAAGAAUGCUGAUGUAUCUACUUUGGGUGUUGUUCCUGCCCGGCGCUCUGGGGACUGGAGGGGGCGUGGACUUGACCAUGUCCUCAGGAGCUUCCGGCACCGCUGUCGUCAAGGCUGUCGUUGACAGGAUCAGGUCCAACUGCAUCCUCGGGGACGACCGUCUGUUCCUGCGACGUCUGGCCUACGUGGAGUCAACAGACGGACGAGAUGCCAAGACAUACAGAUCUGGGUAUGACGGGGGCAUCUGGCAGAUUGAUGAAAGCAAGUUCCUGGAGACGAAGACCUGUCCCUCGUCCAUAGUGGCUGAGUGUAACAAAGCUAAAUCAGCCUUCAAUAUCGACUGGCGCACCACAUCCUGGUCAGACCUGAGGAAGCCUCUGUACUCCGGGCUGGCAGCGGCUCUCUACAUAAAGAAGUAUCAAAGCGGCAGCCCUCCCGGUGACGUCACCAGUCAAGCCUCGUUCUGGGCCUUAAAGCUGAGACCGAGUUACAACCAGUCUGUAUUCAUUACUAAGGCCAGAGCAAUGAAAGGAAUUGGUUGCAAGACUCAGCUUGACCUUGCAUUCAUCCUGGACGGUUCUGGGAGCGUAAGCACAAGUGACUUCAAUCGCAUGAUCAAGUUCGUGGAAAAUGUGACGAAAAAACUAGACAUAUCGAAAGAUGAGGUAAAAGUGUCUACUGUGGAAUAUGGUUCCUCAGUUGGGGAUGACAUUGAAUUCAAAGACUUUGCAUCCAAAAGCAGCCUGGUGUCUGCCAUAGCUAAAAUCAGAAAGAGUGACAGUGGCACCAACACAGCUGCAGCCAUCCUCCACACUGUCAACGUCCUGUUCAGACCAGCAGCAGGUGCGCGGCCAAAUGCCAAGCGUGUAGCGAUCCUUAUGACUGACGGCCAUUCAAACGAUAAAAACUUUACAAUCAACGCUGCUAAGAAGGCUAAAGGUGCAGGUAUUACCAUGAUAUCUGUCGGUAUAGGAAACGCUGAUGUGGCUGAGUUGAGGGGCGUGGCCACAGAUCCCUACUGUACCCACGUGAUCAUGCUCAACAGCUUCAGGGAGAUUGACAGUCUCCUGUACCAACUGAAGGAAAGUUCCUGUGGAGCCCUGACUGCAGUGGAGGUGAACAAGACCAUCAACACACAACUUCCCGUAAACGAGACUGUGGAGGACGCAUUUGAAUUUAAGGACGAUAACACCACAACACCCGACCCGGGCAAAGAAAAAGCAGUGGUGGGCGAGGUGGUGUGUGGCACUCUCAAAAUGUACGCUUCCUACACCAUUCGUCGUCCAGGCCCUGCCUACCAUGACAUCAAAGAGACUGCAAGUGAUGGCAAACCUGGCGUCAUCUUCUUUAACAAGACGAUGAAGGGGAGACAACUGUACAUUACUGUCAUUGGAACUCGGUUGUCUGUAUCAGUUGCCCAGUUGGCUUCGUGUGUCAACGCCAGUUUCAGCGUGCGGAUUUCCCAGCAACCAACAAGUGGGUCACCUUCAGGGUUAGAGAAGGACGAAAGGGACAAGAUCUUAUCCACCAAAAUCUAGAUAUUUUACAUAAACCAUCAGUCCGAAAUGAAGAACGGGAUAUUUGGAUUUUACAAACGUUAUCGGCUCCUGAGUAGCGGAAGUAACCUGAUUUGACACAUGGAAUA
Haliotis rufescens (red abalone) is the source of this 1689-nucleotide messenger RNA. RefSeq lists its product as uncharacterized. The record is from RefSeq and is a predicted model, not a curated record. The transcript is spliced from 6 exons. Lineage: Eukaryota; Metazoa; Mollusca; Gastropoda; Lepetellida; Haliotidae. Bases 50 to 1582 code for a protein of 510 amino acids.